Dujonia railenensis is the source of this 1422-nucleotide messenger RNA. NCBI's taxonomy places the organism in Eukaryota, Fungi, Ascomycota, Pichiomycetes, Serinales, Debaryomycetaceae. The record is from the annotation of a GenBank genome assembly.
AUGACCUCAGACUCGUUACCGUUUGUUCAAGGUGCUGAGUACUUAUCGCACGCAGCCCAGACCGCAAUCUCAAGCCAGAUCAAGUCCCAGAUCGAGGACGUGGACCAGUUGAUCGAAAAUGUGUCUGGAGCAAUCAAAUUGGCCUCAAGUGUCUCUUCGUCGAGAGAAUUGACCCAGUUGCCUGCUUCUUCAUGCGCAUCCACUUUGGAGAUCGAUCUGGAAACUAAAGAAAGCUGGAGAGACCUUGGCUUGGAGGCCAUCGCAAACAACGAGGUUGCAGUGUUGCUCAUGGCUGGUGGUCAAGGCUCCAGAUUGGGAUCCUCAGACCCAAAGGGCUGCUAUAACGUGCAACUCCCAUCUUCCAAAUCAUUAUUUCAAGUCCAAGCUGAAAAAAUUAUCAAAAUUCAAGAACUUGCCAAACAAAGGUAUAACAAGCUGGAAUUACCCACUAUAAACUGGUACAUCAUGACCUCUAAACCAACCAGACAUGCCACGGAGUCAUUCUUCGUUUCAAAUAAGUGGUUUGGUCUUAACUCGGACCAGGUCACUUUCUUCAACCAAGGAACUUUACCUUGCUUCAACUUGGCUGGUGACAAGAUUUUAUUGGAAUCUGAAAAUUCUGUAACCAACGCUCCUGAUGGUAACGGGGGACUAUACAAGGCCCUCUUGGAUAACAAAAUUCUCGAAGAUUUCCAAAACAAGAACAUUAAACACGUUCACAUGUACUGUGUCGAUAAUGCCUUAGUUAAGGUGGCAGACCCAACCUUCCUUGGAUUUGCUAUAAAUAAGAAGUUCCAAAUAGCCACUAAAGUGGUUAGGAAAAGAGACGCAAAGGAAAGUGUUGGGUUAAUUGUGAUGGAUAAGGCAAACCAGAAACCCUGCGUAAUUGAAUAUUCGGAGAUUCUGGAAGAAUUGGCUAACAAGACUGAGCCUGAAGAUUCAAGUAAAUUAUUCCUCAGAGCAGCUAACAUAGUCAACCAUUACUAUUCUGUGGACUUGUUGACCCAAAUGGUACCUAAGUGGAGCUCAUCGCAACAAUACUUGCCAUUCCAUAUUGCAAAGAAGAAGAUUGCCUCAAUUAACGAAAAGGGACAAUUUGUCAAACCAAGUGAGCCAAAUGGGAUUAAGUUGGAACAGUUUAUCUUUGAUGUUUUCCCAUCUGUCGAUUUAGAAACAUUUGGGUGCUUGGAAGUGGAAAGAACUGAGGAGUUUUCUCCAUUGAAGAAUGCUGACGGUGCCAAAAACGACACCCCAACGACCGCAAGACGAGACUACAUGAAGUUGGGAACCAAAUGGGUCAAGGAAAAUGGUGGGAUCAUCCAAGGCGAUGACUUGGUGGAAGUUUCUGGCUUGACCAGUUAUAACGGAGAAGGCUUAGAGUUCGUUAAAGGAAAGGUAUACGCUAACGGAGAGCAAAUAUAG